Messenger RNA from Sclerotinia sclerotiorum 1980 UF-70, 1713 nucleotides. RefSeq lists its product as hypothetical. The transcript has 3 exons. Gene Ontology annotation, cellular component: box C/D methylation guide snoRNP complex; small-subunit processome. Gene Ontology annotation, molecular function: snoRNA binding. NCBI's taxonomy places the organism in Eukaryota, Fungi, Ascomycota, Leotiomycetes, Helotiales, Sclerotiniaceae. Bases 1 to 1713 code for a protein of 570 amino acids. The record is from RefSeq and is a predicted model, not a curated record.
AUGGCGCCUUUAUUUAUUCUUACGGAGACGGCGGCUGGAUUGGUUUUAUUUAAGGCCGAUAAAAAGCUUUUGAAGAAGGAUGAUGUCGCUUCAGAAAUUGAAACCGCUGAGGGGAUCAAUGGAUUAUUGAAGCUUAAGCAAUUCCAAAAGUUCGACAGUGCCGCGACAGCUUUGGAGGAGGUUGCUUCGUUGGUCGAGGGAAAAGUUUCACCUAUGCUUGCAAAACUUCUCGACACUUUAAAGGAUGAGAAGAAGGCGUCUCUGGCCGUUGCUGACCCUAAAUUGGGACAAGCUAUCAACAAACUCCCUGGUUUGACUCUCACACCAAUCUCCGACUCGAAAACAAAUGACAUUUUCCGUGGAAUCCGCGAUCACCUCCCCUCCUUGAUCCCAGGUCUCCUCCCCGAACACAUCUCCACUAUGUCACUGGGUUUGUCGCAUUCUUUGUCGCGCCACAAGCUGAAGUUCUCACCCGACAAGGUUGAUACCAUGAUUGUGCAAGCUAUUUCGUUGUUGGAUGAUUUGGACAAGGAGCUCAACACAUACGCUAUGAGAGUAAAGGAAUGGUACGGAUGGCAUUUCCCAGAAAUGGGCAAGAUUGUGAACGACAAUUUGGCCUACGCUAGAGUUAUUUUGAAGGUCGGUAUGCGCGUGAACACUUCAAGUACCGAUCUCGCGGAUAUUCUCCCAGAAGAAAUUGAGGCUGCCAUCAAAGCUGCUGCUGAAGUUAGUAUGGGUACUGAAAUCACUGAAGAAGAUUUGGACAACAUCAAGCUUUUGGCAGAGCAAGUCGUCGGCUUUACAGAAUAUCGUCAGCAAUUGUCAAGCUACUUGUCUGCACGUAUGCAAGCAAUUGCCCCCAACUUGACCGAGUUGGUUGGCGAGUUGGUCGGGGCUCGAUUGAUCGCUCACGCUGGAUCUCUUAUGAACCUCGCCAAGAGCCCUGCCAGUACCAUCCAAAUUCUUGGUGCUGAAAAGGCUCUAUUCAGAGCCCUUAAGACGAAACAUGACACUCCAAAAUACGGUCUUAUCUACCAUGCUUCGCUGGUUGGUCAAGCUACUGGAAAGAACAAGGGAAAGAUCGCGCGUAUGUUGGCCGCCAAGGCAGCUAUUGGACUGCGCGUCGAUGCUUUGUCAGACUGGAGUGCACAAGGUGAAGGCAAAGGUGAUGAUGUUGACGAUGAAGAGAGAUCCGCACUGGGUGUCACUUCACGUGCUAAGAUUGAACGUCAUCUCCGAGGCAUUGAAGGAAAGCCUCUCCUUCCUCGUGGUGUUGCUGUUGGACCAAAUGGCAAGACAACUUCAGCUCCUGGUAAAUGGGAAGUCAAGGAAGCCCGAAAAUAUAACGCAGAUGCGGAUGGUCUUGCUGGGGAUGAGCCAGCCGCUGCUAUCCCGGUGAGAGAGAAGAAAAACAAGAAACUCAUCGAGGAAGUUGCUGAGAAGUCUGAUUCUGACUCUUCAGACGAGAGCGAUGCCUCUGAAAAGAAAUCUAAAAAGGGAGACAAGGAAGCCAAAAAGGCUGAGAAGGCUGCCAAGAAAGCCGAAAAGGCUGCGAAGAAGGCCGCAAAAGCAGCUAAGAAGGCAGUAAAGGAAGCGAAGGAAGUAAAGAAGAGUGCCGUAAAUGACACACCCGAAGUUAAUGGAAAGAAACGAAAGUCAGAAGAUGAUGGCGAAAAGUCCGAGAAAAAGAAGAAGAAGAAGAACAAGGAUUGA